CGCCCUCUGGUGGUCAUCGCAGGAGACUGCACACAACAUGGCGGCCCCCGUGAGGACAUUGUGCAGUUCAGUGCUGAGGCUCUCCAGCAGGCAGUUCAGCACAACAUGUGGAGUCCAGGGUGGAGAGAAAUGGAGGAAAGAAAAUGGAAUUGCUAGAAGUGGCUCAGAAUACGGCCCUAUGACAGAUCUGCCUGAUUGGUCGUUCGCAGACGGCAGACCAGCACCUCUACUGAAGGGACAGCUGAGAAGAAAGCAGGAGAGGGAAGAUUUAGCACGACGUAUCGUGAUGCUGAGCUCAGAGGUGGACAAAGGGAUGGAGUCGUGGAAUGAUAAACGGGAAGAAGCCCAAAGAAUGGUGGAGCACAAAAAGUCUCUAUUACUGAAACCUAAAGGGAUGAUGUUAAUAAAGAACAAAUCGAAUAGUUAAACACAUAUUAUCAGCUUGCCACGUCCUUAUUCUGAAUAAUGUUAGUCUAUUGAAUACUCAAGGACUUCCUCAUGCUGUACAAUUUGUGUUUUUCAUGGAUUUCUACAAUAAAUGUUCUGAUUUAUACUUUA
Molecule: messenger RNA, 558 nt
Organism: Trematomus bernacchii (emerald rockcod)
Lineage: Eukaryota; Metazoa; Chordata; Actinopteri; Perciformes; Nototheniidae
Gene: mrpl52
Product: mitochondrial ribosomal protein L52
Exons: 5
Coding region: 38-427 (129 amino acids)
Biological process (GO): mitochondrial translation
Cellular component (GO): mitochondrial large ribosomal subunit
Molecular function (GO): structural constituent of ribosome
Source: RefSeq, a predicted model, not a curated record